CUGAUCAUAGUGAUCAUUCAUUCACUCACUUGUCAAAUAUUUAUUUGAGGGUUCCUUUGGAGAAUAUCGAUUUUUUGAGAAAAUUUCUAGAUUAUUUGCAAUUAGUUUUUCAUAUUACAGUGAAAUUAUAAACGUAUAAUGGGCAAAAAGGGUGUUGUUGCUUUCAUUAAGGACUUUUACUACGAUCCCUUCAAAUGGUCAGUCGUGAAAAGCGUGGGAUUCUUCACAGUCGGAGUUGUGAUCGCUAGCGAGUGCACAGGCCUGGAAUUAAUGCCCGCAGUACCUCAAUAAAUACGUUAAAACUUAUUUUAAGCUAAACAAGAUGUUAAAUUAUAUACUAUUAGUUCUUUACGUGGGCGUUGUGCUUAGUGAUGUGGAGAAACGACCAAAUUUUGUUGUUAUUCUCACCGACGACCAAGAUGUCGUUUUGGGUGGUAUGACCCCAAUGAAGAAUGUGCACCAGUUUAUUGCGAAAGAAGGAGUAACUUUUACAAAUUCUUACGUAACGUCUCCCAUAUGCUGCCCGAGCCGUGCCAGUCUCCUCACCGGUCUCUACAUCCAUAACCACCACACCCAUAACAACAGCCUCCACGGCAACUGCUACGGACAGGAGUGGAGGGAGAACGAGCAUAGAGUGUUCGCUAAUGCUCUCCAGGACUCGGGGUAUAAUACUUUCUAUGCGGGCAAAUAUAUGAAUCAGUACGGCGUGAAAGAGGCCGGCGGUCCAGAGGUGGUGCCUCGUGGAUGGAGCGAAUGGCACGGUCUGGUCGGCAACUCAGUGUACUACAACUAUACCAUGUCCAACAACGGUGUGCCGACGCAUUCCACUGACUUGUACCUUACUGACGUUAUCCGUGACCUCAGCAUCAGCUACAUAGAGAACCAGACAGAGUCGCGUCCCUUCCUAAUGGUACUGGCACCGCCCGCGCCGCAUCAGCCGUUCACUCCCGCUCGGCGACAUGAAGGCGCCUAUAGCAACGUCACCGCCGUCAGGCAUCCCAACUUCAACGUCGCUGUUCAUGACAAGCACUGGCUCCUCCGAAUGCCUCCAUCGCCGCUCCCAGAAUCCAUGAUGCCGGAACUAGACCGAGUUUACCGUUCCCGCUGGGAGGCGCUGCUGGCAGUCGACGAGAUGGUUGCUGACGUCAUCGGGGCUCUGGAGGUCAACGCCCUAUUGGACAACACCUACGUCAUAUACACGUCUGACAACGGGUACCAUAUCGGUCAAUUCUCCCAAGUAUACGACAAACGGCAGCCUUACGAAGCGGACAUAAAGGUGCCACUCGUCAUCCGAGGUCCUGGCCUGAAGAAGAACGCCCAAAACCCUCAGCCAGUCUUAAACAUUGACAUAGCACCGACCAUACUACAUCUAGCCGGUGUAAAGGCACCCGAAAUGGACGGCAGACCAGUGAAAAUGGAAAAGGAAGAAGUGGAUGAACGGUAUAUGCUGGUGGAAUAUUAUGGGGAAGGCAGAGAUGGUUCUGUCGACCCGAAUUGCCCGUGGAAGUAUGACAGCGAUAACCUGGCGCAAUGUUAUCCAGAAUACGAUUGCAAGUGUCAAGACGCGAAGAACAACACGUUCGCGUGUCUCCGACACAUUGCCAAGCGACUCAACAUGAAGUACUGCAUAUUUGCUGACAGUGAGCUAACAACGCCUACAAAGAAGGUACGUCGUAAGGUUGGAAGAAACCGUAUAAAAAAGAAACGAAGAUACAGGUUGAAGAAACAGCGGUCAUUCAAAAAUAGCCAUUGGAAAUUCGCUGAGCUAUACGACCUAGCAGCCGAUCCUUACGAGCUGGAGAACUCCGUAGACGACGAGUUUCAGGCCAUUAUAGUGUGGUACAACAACUACUUAAGCCAAAUGUUGAAGUGUAAAGGGGCUAAGAACUGCGACGAUCCCUUGGGAGAGUCCGUUCAAUAGUUAGGGCACAACUACACUAGUAGACUAUGCGGGAACGAAGCGCGAGCCUGCACACCGAAGUAUGGGCGACCCACGGCGAAUCUAACCGAAGUGCGUGUUUACACUAUAAGUAUCGAUCAAUUUCCGCAUAGUGUACUUGCGUCUUAUGUGAUGCUACUGACUCAAUUAUGUAAUGAAUCAAUGUUUGAGUGUAAGAUCGAUAUUUAUCUCAAUUAGGUACUUAAAAGUUUCGGCCUAAUUUUUCUGAUGAGAGCCUCACUCUAGUAUGAAUCGAAAUUAGAAUUAUGUAACUUCCCAUAUUAAAAAACAACGCACAAAACUUGAUUCAAUCUCAGUCAAUCAAUCAAGUCUCAAUUUAUGUUGAAGUUCAAUCUCAUUUUGAGCUGCGUUCUUUAAUACGCUCCUUCAGGCUUUAGAUUCAAGCCUCAAGUACUUAAGUCCUAAUUGUAAAGUUCACGUUCUCAUAAAUACGAGUCUUUCAAUGCUUUAAUGAGAUGAAUGAAAAAUAUUUUCUUUAUUGUAGCUAACGGGUAAACAUUAUUUAGACACUAUUCUUCCACUAGCACUAUGUUUUAGGGUAUUGGCACCAAAGCGUGAUCUUAGGUUUACGAAAUAUUUAAAAUUGUGUGUUGUGCUACUUGCUUUAGCUUCGUUACUGUAAUCCAUAGUGUGUAAAGAGAACUGUAGCGGAAAAUAAUAUUUUUAUAGGUAUUUUCAUAAGAACUUAUUCCAUUAAAAUGUUCG
Ostrinia furnacalis (Asian corn borer) is the source of this 2665-nucleotide messenger RNA. RefSeq names its product N-acetylglucosamine-6-sulfatase. The transcript is spliced from 11 exons. The record is from RefSeq and is a predicted model, not a curated record. The coding region runs from base 323 to 1921 and encodes 532 amino acids. Gene Ontology annotation, biological process: glycosaminoglycan metabolic process. Lineage: Eukaryota; Metazoa; Arthropoda; Insecta; Lepidoptera; Crambidae. Gene Ontology annotation, molecular function: glycosaminoglycan binding; N-acetylglucosamine-6-sulfatase activity.